Messenger RNA from Pocillopora meandrina, 2247 nucleotides. The record is from the annotation of a GenBank genome assembly. Lineage: Eukaryota; Metazoa; Cnidaria; Anthozoa; Scleractinia; Pocilloporidae.
AUGGAUAUCAAAACACUGCUAGAUAAUCUUCGAGAAGAAGUGUCUUGUUCAGUGUGUACUAACAUCUACACGGAACCAAAACACCUUCCAUGUCUUCACAGUUUCUGUCUGCUAUGCUUGAAACAGUGGCACAGGUCAAGCCAUGGCCAUGAGACGAUAAGAUGUCCGAAAUGUCAAGUCGUUAGCAGAGUGCCUGAAAGUGGUGAUCUGAGAGAUCUUCCGACCAGUUUUUAUCUAAACGGUUUGAUCGAUGUGCUGGCCAUAAAAGAGUGCGAAAGUAGCCAGGUGCGAUGUGAAAAUUGCGAAAAGAGGAGCUGUGAAAGUUCUUACUGUUUCCAAUGUUGCGUAUUUUGGUGUGAAGAAUGUGUCAUUGGACAUAACAUUAUGAAGAGCAACAAAGAUCAUCGUGUUAUGGCGCUAAAAGAAUUUCAGUACAAAGACUUCGAGGAUGUGUUGAAACGCCCGUUGUACUGCUCGAAGCCGCGACAUGAGAAAGAAGAACUGAAAUACUUUUGCAAUAAAUGCGAAUCGCCUGUUUGUCAAACCUGCGCCACGAUGAGUCAUAGUGGCCACACUCUAGAGCACAUCGAGGAAAAAGCUGAAAGACAAAAGAUUGAAACUAAAUCAUUUCUUGACGUCCAAAGACGCAACCUGCAAAAAAAGAUGAACUCUCUCGGUCAACUUGAUGAAUACUACGCUCAGCUGGUAAGACAACGCGAUGAUAUGAAGGAAAGUGUUCAAGGACUUGUGAACAAGUUGAUUGCAACCAUUGAAGCGAAGAAGCAAAACAUUUUUGCAGCUUUAGAGAAUGAAACGAAGAAUGUACUGGAAAAUCUUACAACGCAAAAGACAGAGGUAGAGCGUCAAAUUAAAAUACUCGAAUCAUCGCUGGAAAAAGCUGAUAAACUAUUAAUACGAAGUUCAAACGCCGAGAUCGUUCAACUGAAGAAACCAAUAGAGACAAUAUUUCAAGCAGUUAUUCAAAGUCAGCCAGUGGACCUUGACCCGGAAAAAGUUCCUGCCAUAGCUUUUGAAGAGAAUCCAAAGUUUUUGUCCACAGUAAACACCGAAGAAAUUGGAACUUUGUCAAUGAAACUCCAAACAAAAGCAUUUCAUUCUGUCGCUGAAGGAAAAGGACUUGGAGAAGCAAUUGUUAACCGUGAAGCGCAUUUUACAUUGACUACCAGAAACGUUGAAGGCGGACAGUGCUACAAUGAAAAUGACCAUGUAACGGUGGAGAUCUUGGACGAACAAGAACGACAGUGCGCUACAGAAGUACGAAUGAAUGACAAUAAGAAUGGACUCUAUCAGAUCAGUUUUUCAUCCAAUUUCCAAGGCAUAUGCAAAGUAAUAGUAAAGGUAAAUGGGGAACAUGUGUGUGGCAGUCCAUUUGCUGUGCAGGUAAAACCAUUUCAAUUAAAAGCUGUUUUAUCUUUUGGCAACAAAGGUUCAUCUAAAGGAACGUUUAAGUUUCCCUGGGGGGUAGCAGUUAAUGCCCGCAACGAGAUGGCCGUAACUGAUUGUGAAAAUAAUAGAGUUCAACUCUAUAACAGCGAUGGCUAUCAUUUAAGAUCUUUUGGAAAGAAAGGCAACAAAGCAGGAGAAUUUUAUAGCCCAAUGGGAAUAGCUUUUGAUAAUAACGGUAACCUUUUGGUAUCAGACAACAACAACUACAGAGUUCAGAUUUUUAAUAGGGAGGGUGAGUUCAUGGCAAGUAUCCCAGGGAAAGGAAGCUCUGUCGAUCGUCAGUUCCUUAUUCCGUGGGGUUUAUCCGUAGACGGUGAGGGGAACAUCCUUGUCGCUGACGCGGGUAACAAACUAAUCAUAAUCUUUUCGCCAGCUGGGAAGUUUCUAAUGAAAAUAGGUGGGCAGGGCUCAUUUAGUCAUCCUGUCCAUUGCGUUCAAAGUGGCAGAUUUUUCUUUGUAUCAGACAGUGGUGAACAUUGCAUCAAAGUUUUUGACAGGAAUGGAAACUUUCAGUACAAGUUUGGAAAGAAGGGUACUGGAGACGGGGAGUUUAAUGGUCCAGGAUGUAUGACAGUGAACAGAUCAGGACACAUAAUAGUUUGUGAUACAAAUAAUAAUAGACUACAAUUAUUUGAACCGGAUGGAACUUUUGUGGGCAAAUUUGGAACAAAAGGUAACGGUUUAGGAGAAAUCCGGUCUCCAAAUGCAAUAGCUAUUCUUAGUACUGGGCGAAUUGUUGUUGUUGAUCAAAGUAACCACCGCUUACAAAUGUUUGAGUAA